CAAGAGGUUUUCAAUCCGCGGUGCCAUAAUGGUUCCGCAGUUCAGAGACGAGGUACCUUCUUUCCUCGAGCAAGUCUUUGAUGUGUUCCAGUGUUGUCCUAACCUCUGGGCCUUUGCUAAACAGCUCGACUGUCCUCAUCGCUGCAAAAAAGUUAGUAAUCCCGUCAUGACUAGCGUUGGAAGAGCAAAGCGCAGUCGACUGGAUUCACUGUUGGCUUCCACGUCUCUUCUCGACGUCGACGAGGACAUGGACGAUGACGAAGAAGACUGGGAAACCCAGCCUAAAGACACCAACUCACCUGCUGAAACCGGCGAUAAAAAUCCCGGUGAAAUAGAUGACGACUCAAUCAAAGUCUCCAAACGCUCACGUUCCAUCGUUUCCGAUUCCGUGGAACAGCCUUUGAAGAAGAGAAAACUCAAUCGGUCGUUCGCUAUCCCUCCAGCCCGUGUUUCUUCAGAUCCUCUGUCUUGGAGUGAAGGCGAAGUAUAUGACUACGUCUCAAAUGAAGCCACCAUUAGUCAUCAUGCUUCGUGGCUAAGACAAGAGAAAAUCGAUGGCAUGGCUCUCAUGCUUUUGAACUUAUCGACUUUGGUAGAUCAGAUGCAGCUUCCUCAUGGGGCUGUACUCCCUCUGGCCCAUCAUCUUUGCCGGCUCAAAAUGGCACAUUUAUUAUUACGCAACGAAUAGCGCUGAUGUAAACAUUACGUAUCAGCUAUUUACGUGUCAUGUUUUAAAUAUUGAGCUUUAUUUGGAUUUACCCUUGUAUGCUUUGGAUUUGUUCUAAUUUCUGAGGCUUAUGGCUAAUAAUAUAACCCAUGUACAGAUUUUUUCCUAAA
Molecule: messenger RNA, 837 nt
Organism: Hyalella azteca
Lineage: Eukaryota; Metazoa; Arthropoda; Malacostraca; Amphipoda; Hyalellidae
Exons: 2
Coding region: 29-688 (219 amino acids)
Source: RefSeq, a predicted model, not a curated record